AUGCUCGGGUCUCGCAUUUUACUUGCCUCGCUUGCAUUCGUGCUUGCUCGAGGAUCAGCCAUACCAGAAGCCAAGUUGCUACAGGUCGACAGGAGACAAGAUCCCCCAACAGUAGGCCGAGGAGUUGUGCAGAAUUGUAAUACAGCAACAAAUCGACAAUGUUGGAUGAAUGGUGCACUUCCACCUUUUAACGCCAAUACAGACUCGGAAACGCAAUGGCCUGUCACUGGGGUUGAAAAGUUCUACGACCUGCACAUUUCCAAAAAGACUCUAUCGCCUGAUGGUAACGCCAAAGAAAUGCUUGUCAUCAAUGGACAGUAUCCUGGCACUUUGAUUCAAGCUCAAUGGGGUGACCGGUUGACAAUCACAGUCUACAAUGACAUGACUGAUAAUGGUACGAGUAUGCAUUGGCACGGAAUCAUUCAAGCCAACAGCACUACGCAAGAUGGUGUUAAUGGCAUUACCGAGUGUCCAAUUGCCCCAGGAAAAAGCCGGAGAUACAGUUUCAUUGCCACUCAGCAUGGUACCACCUGGUAUCACUCACAUUACUCUGGUCAAUACGGUGAUGGAAUCGUCGGAACCAUGAUAAUUUAUGGCCCAGCAACAGCGAACUACGACGAAGAUCUCGGAACCUUCCCCAUCACUGACUGGUAUAAGAGGAAUGUAUAUCAGCUUGGCAUUGCGUCGGAAGCUGGUGCGCCUCCAACCGCGGACACUUCUCUGAUCAACGGGACAAUGAAAGUCGGAACUGUCGGGAGUUACAGCAAAACGAAUAUGGUCAAGGGUAAAAAGUAUCGUCUAAGAUUGAUCAACACCUCCGUGGACAACAUGUACCAAGUCUCUCUGGAUGGUCAUGAUUUUGAAGUUGUCGCUGCAGACUUCGUCCCAAUCAAACCGUACAACACGACCUGGCUCUUCAUAGGUAUCGGCCAACGGUACGACGUUAUCAUCAGAGCCAACCAGCCAACAACAAAAUACUGGUUUCGUGCCCAAGUUCCAUCCGGCCUUUGCGGAUCCAACACCCUAUCUGCCGCGGGAAAUAUCAAAGCCAUCUUCAGUUACAUCGCCAACAACAACACCAAUCCCGCAACGGAACCCACAACUUUACCGCGCGUCGCUGCACCAACUACUUGUGCCGACGAGACUGGACUUGUCCCUCAACUCUCCAAACCAGUUCCGGGCAACCAAUUCGUCUUCCACAACAACAACGGGGAGAACAAAUUAACACUAGCUCUCAGCAGCAGACCUAGCGGAAACCGACCGGGAACCGUAAACAGCUGGCGAAUCAAUGGGUCCGAAUUAGACGUCGAAUGGAGCCACCCAACCGUGAAAUACGUCUUCGACAACCAAAUCUCGCUCCUCGCCGCCACGCCCAACAACACCAUCGGCAAAAACGUCAUCAACCUGGGCGAGGGCAACAAAUGGCACUUCUUCGCCAUUCAGAACCUCUUUGGUCUGCCUCACCCGAUCCAUCUCCACGGCCACGACUUCUACAUCCUCGGCCAGUUCGGGUCGCAGUUCACCGAGGCAAUGGUGCCGCAGCUCAAUUUCGUGAAUCCGAUGCGCAGGGACGUGGCGAUGUUGCCGGCGAGCGGGAGUUUGAUACUCGCGUUUGAUAGUAAUAAUCCGGGGGUUUGGUUGAUGCAUUGUCAUAUUGCCUGGCACGUAGCCCAAGGUCUCGGAUUACAGUUCAUCGAGCGCCCGAGCUUGAUCUCGCGGCCGGCAUUGCAGGCCGUCGAUAACGAGUGUAAGGUCUGGGAUGCGUGGUAUAAUACCACGCCGUUUAAGAAGUUUGAUUCCGGGCUCAGGAAGGAAAAGAGGGAUGCGCUUAUGGGGAUGGUGCUUGAGGGGUGA
Messenger RNA from Glarea lozoyensis ATCC 20868, 1854 nucleotides. RefSeq names its product Cupredoxin. The transcript has 6 exons. Gene Ontology annotation, molecular function: oxidoreductase activity; copper ion binding. Lineage: Eukaryota; Fungi; Ascomycota; Leotiomycetes; Helotiales; Helotiaceae. The record is from RefSeq and is a predicted model, not a curated record. The coding region runs from base 1 to 1854 and encodes 617 amino acids.